Molecule: messenger RNA, 543 nt
Organism: Micromonas commoda
Lineage: Eukaryota; Viridiplantae; Chlorophyta; Mamiellophyceae; Mamiellales; Mamiellaceae
Exons: 1
Biological process (GO): cytosolic ribosome assembly; ribosome biogenesis
Source: RefSeq, a predicted model, not a curated record
AUGAAGACGCAGCUCGCGCUGCCCACCGGCAUCAAGAAGCUGACCAACAUCGCGGUGGUUCGCCUCAAGAAGCACGGCGUGCGCUUCGAGAUCGCGUGCUACAAGAACACGGUGGGUGCGUGGCGGGACGGCUUCGAGAAGGACAUCGACAACGUCCUGCAAACCACCCAGAUUUACAACAACGUCUCGAAGGGAAUCUUCGCCAAGGAGGAGGACCUGCUCAAGGCGUUCGGCAGCGCCGACGAGAAGGUGGUCGCCAAGCUCAUCCUGGAGACGGGCGAGGUGCAGGUGAGCGACAAGGAGCGGAAGAACACCUUCGACAACAUCUUCCGGGACGCGGUGAACGUCCUCGUGGACAAGUGCGUGAACCCCGAAACAAACCGUCCGUACCCGCCGGGCAUGAUCGAACGCGCGCUGCGCGAGGUUCACUUCCAGGUGGACCCCACGAAGAGCGCCAAGCAGCAGGCGCUCGCGGCGCUGCCCAGACUCCAAAAGGUGUUUCCAAUCAAACGCGCGGCGAUGCGGUUCCGAUUCACGGUGCCC